Messenger RNA from Cavia porcellus (domestic guinea pig), 1021 nucleotides. It is a transcript of the gene Ccdc70, whose product is annotated as coiled-coil domain containing 70. NCBI's taxonomy places the organism in Eukaryota, Metazoa, Chordata, Mammalia, Rodentia, Caviidae. The record is from RefSeq and is a predicted model, not a curated record. Bases 184 to 909 code for a protein of 241 amino acids. The transcript has 2 exons.
UUCUGCUUCUGUCUCCCAACGUGUAUAUGAUUCAUCCAUGUUGUUACACACAGCCACGCUGUCUACUGCAUGGCUAUGUCACAGUUUUAGUCUAUUUUAUAGUGACAGAUACUGGCUUGUUUCCCAUCUGAACUCCUAUGAACAGAAUUCCGGGAAGAUGCUUGUGUGCACAGCCUGACCACAAUGCGGUUUAACCAGCUCACCAGGACUAGGCAAAGAUCCCUGCCCGUCACCACGGCCUCUGCAUCCUUCUGGCCGACAAGGAAGAUGUUUCCCUUCAAGGUGAGCAAAUGGAUGGGGCUUGCUUGCCUCCGGUCAGUGGUAGUCUCACCCAAUAUUAGACAAAAGAAACUCAUUUGCAAGUUGCAAGAGGAAAAGACUUUUCGGGAAGAGAUGAAGAUUUUCCAUGAGAAAAUAAAACACUUCAGGGAAGAGAUACAGACUUUCCGAGGCAAGAUUCGUGCUUUCCGGGGCAGGAUGCUGGAUUCCAGGGAAGAGGAGAAACCUUUCUGGGAAGAGGAGAAAAUUUUCUGGAAAGAGGAGAAGGCUUUUUGGGAAAUGGAAAAAUCUUUCCGGGAAGAAGAAAAGGCAUUUUGGAAAAAGUACCGAAUUUUCUGGAAGCAGGAUAAGGCUUUCUGGAAAGAGGACAGUGUCUUAUGGAAAAGAGACCAAAAGGUUCUUCAGGAGGACAAGGCCCUGUGGGAAGAAGAAAAGGCCCUGUGGGUGGAGGAAAGAGCCCUCCUUAAGGAAGAGAAGGCCCUGUGGGAGGAUAAAAGGUCCCUCUGGGAGGAAGAGAAUGCCCUCUGGGAGGAAGAGAAAGCAUUCUGGGUGGAAGGUGGUCACACCGGUAUAGCGCAGAUGCCCCAAGAGAGGCCUCAAACACCAGCUAUUCUCCGGGGCUCAGCUUAGUGACCACAGGACAUGCAGAGCCGUGCGAUCCAGACUCUACUGGAUUGGUAUCCAAGUCCAUGGUGAUCCCUGUAUGAGAGAACAUUCACACGUAUUUGUCUCCUUGCUUUGA